Quercus lobata is the source of this 1395-nucleotide messenger RNA. RefSeq names its product chorismate mutase 2-like. The record is from RefSeq and is a predicted model, not a curated record. Gene Ontology annotation, biological process: chorismate metabolic process; aromatic amino acid biosynthetic process. Gene Ontology annotation, cellular component: cytoplasm. Gene Ontology annotation, molecular function: chorismate mutase activity. NCBI's taxonomy places the organism in Eukaryota, Viridiplantae, Streptophyta, Magnoliopsida, Fagales, Fagaceae. The coding region runs from base 252 to 1013 and encodes 253 amino acids. The transcript has 6 exons.
CUUCAAUCAAACCCCACUUCCUUGAUUCUUUCCCACGAUUUUCGUUUCCAUAUAUAAUUAAGUUCAUGACUUUUAUCAUGAACUCAGAGCCAGAGUAGUCAGUCAUAGAAAACAAAACACCAUCACCAUUGUUCCGUUCUCUCUUACAUCUCUCUCCUCCACUACCCCUUCCUAACAUCACCUCCUAAUCCUAUCCCGGAAGUCUUGACUCUUCCAUCACCACAAAGUCCCACCAAACUCAAAGAAAUAGCAUGGCGAGGAAUUGUCUGACGCUUGAAUCGGUGAGACAUUCAUUGAUAAGACAAGAAGACAGCAUCAUUUUCGGUCUCAUAGAGCGAGCUCACUUCCCCAUCAAUUUUCCUACCUACAGCCAGUCUUACGUUUCAAAUUCCCUUCACACCUUUUCUGGUCCUUUGCUUCGCUUUGUUGUUAAGGAAACCGAAGCCCUCCUAGCUAAGGCUGGUAGAUAUGCAAACCCUGAAGAACAUCCCUUCUUUCCAGAAGAUUUACCACCUUCAGUGGUGCCACCUCACAACUUUGAAAAGUUUUUGCAUCCUCCAGCUGCAUCAAUUAACAUAAACAAGGACAUAUGGGAUACGUAUAUCAAUAAACUGCUUCAAUUGUUUGUUACACCGGGCGAUGAUGGCAAUUAUGCAUCGACUGCUGCUAGUGACCUAUUGUGUUUACAGGCCCUCUCCAGAAGAAUUCAUUAUGGAAAGUUAGUAGCUGAGGUGAAAUUCAGGGAAUCCCCUCAAGAAUAUGAGCCUGCAAUUCGCGCUAAGGACAGAGAUACUCUGAUGAAAUUGUUGACAUUUGAGAAAGUAGAGGAGGCAGUGAUGAAGAGGGUUGCUAAGAAGGCCAUGAUGUUUGGGCAAGAAGUGACUCUGAAUAAGGAUGGUAAUGAUGGAAAGUACAAGGUUGAUCCAUCAGUAGUUUCUCGCCUCUAUGGGGAUUGGAUAAUGCCUCUUACCAAGCAUGUUGAAGUCGAGUACCUACUACGACGCCUUGAUUGAAGCCUACUUUUCCUUCAUGUAUCAACUACUAAUAUGAUGGAGUUUCAAAGAAUUGAAUUUGUUUGAUGACCAUAAUUGCUUAUUCAAGAAUGGUGAUUUUGGAAUUGAGUAUCAUAUUAAAGGCCAGUGAAGAAAUCUGUGUUUAAUGAAGAAAACUCGUCUGCUUGAAUAUGCGUACCAGUGUAUCCACGACUGGUGCACUUCCUGGGGAUGUUUGAAGGGAGGUUCUCUUUCUCAAACUUAUUGGAAUUUCUUGAUAGUUGUACUAUUUAAGCUUAGAUGUGAUUAACAUCUGGUAUAAUACAUGUGUACUUAUGAUCUUUUAUUUGAAUAAAAUUUAGUCCAAAGUGCAAAACACACCCUUAAAUUUUGGGAGUUUUUA